CAGAGCGCGACAGUCAUCGAAUCCGCGCCUUGAUAUCCACACCGCAGUCGCUAGAUAAUAGCCACGUAUUCACACACCUUCUACAUUCGGCGACUCGAGAGACGACGAGAAAAUGGGCAAGCGCAAAUCCUCCAGCAAGCCUCAAGGCCCCAAGAAGAAGGAGAAACUCCCAACCACGUUCCAAUGCCUCUUCUGCAACCACGAAAAGUCCGUCAGCGUCUCCAUCGAAAAGAAGUCCGGUGUCGGCAACCUGCAGUGCAAGGUCUGCGGCCAGACUUUCCAGACAAACAUCAACUACCUCAGUGCGCCCGUCGACGUGUAUGCCGACUGGAUUGAUGCCUGUGACGCGGUUGCGAAGCAGGCAGCCAAGGGCAAUGUCGAUACCGCGCGGAGUACGAAUCGCAUGGGCAGAAUGCCGACGGCACACAACCAAGAAGACGAUGAUGGCGACGGCGGCUUCAUCGAACACGACGAGCCUGAUGCCGAGGGUGAGUACGCAGACUAAGUCGCCUGUCGGCAGGAGCGAAGGAGCAGCAGGACACGAAGGCUUAGGGCCUUGUAUAACACAUGGGAACAUGGGAAGGGGCCACGGCUUGCACGGCGUUUAGGAUACCAAAAAGAUCCACAGAUUCACAAUGGCGUUUCAUUAUCGUCAGCAUCAGGCUGAGACGUGUUCACGGUUAGCUGAGCAAGAUCUAUAGAAAUUUGUAAUGAAGCUUGCACAUCAGAGGCUCCCAA
Alternaria alternata is the source of this 738-nucleotide messenger RNA. Its product is annotated as Elf1-domain-containing protein. Gene Ontology annotation, biological process: transcription elongation by RNA polymerase II. The record is from RefSeq and is a predicted model, not a curated record. The transcript is spliced from 3 exons. Gene Ontology annotation, molecular function: RNA polymerase II complex binding. Gene Ontology annotation, cellular component: transcription elongation factor complex. Bases 113 to 505 code for a protein of 130 amino acids. Lineage: Eukaryota; Fungi; Ascomycota; Dothideomycetes; Pleosporales; Pleosporaceae.